Messenger RNA from Blepharisma stoltei, 1380 nucleotides. The record is from the annotation of a GenBank genome assembly. Lineage: Eukaryota; Ciliophora; Heterotrichea; Heterotrichida; Blepharismidae.
AUGGUAUUAUUUAGAGUCUUUUCUCUAUUAAUCACCUUCAGCGUUUUCAUUUCAGCAGAUAUCACAAUUUAUCGCCCAAGAACUCUAAAAGACAGUAUUGUUCAAAGAUACGAUAAAAAUUCAAUACCAAUCUCAAUUGCAAACUUUGGAAAUCCGCCAUAUGGAAGAAAAAUUAUAGGAAAAGUCUAUUUGCCAAAUGAAGGUGAAAGACUUGGCUGUCUCCCUUUCACAAACUUAACAGUCCAUCAGCCAGAAGAGUUCCAGGCAUCAUUCCUUAUAGUUGAAAUAGGCAGAUGUCCAAAUACACUUAAAGUAAAGCAUGCCCAAGAAAUCGGGGUUAAUUGUGUGAUUAUAGCAAAUAGCAUGGAUGGAGAUAUUAAUGAACAUGUUCUAAGUGACGAUGGGGUAGGUACAGACGUGAACAUCCCAAGUGCUCUUAUAACAAAGAGCGAUGGGCACGAUAUAAUAAAUGAGAUCAUUUCAGGCGAAAUAGUAGAAAUUGGGCUUGAGUUUUCAAUGAGAAAAUCAUAUCUCCAUGUCGAAUUAGGUCUAUGAAUGUCCAGUGACAAUUUGAAAAUUUUGGACUUUGUCUCGGAAUUGUAUGACACUAUAAAUGAAGUUGACUUCAGCCUUGUUACAUUUUCUCCAAAUUACGUACACUGGAGAUGUUCUGUAUGUGCUGAUAACAACUUCACAUCUCCAGUCGAUAACUGCUUAAGUGGUGGCAGAUACUGCGCAGCAGACCCUGACGGUCUCGGACCACUUACAGGAAAAAGCAUUGUAGCUGAAGAUUUAAGACAAAAAUGCUUAUGGAUGACAUCAGAGGCAAAAGGAUCCCACAAAGUAUGGUUUAAAUACAUGUCUCUCUUCAGGAAAAGGUGUAUAUCAUCAUUUACAGAAGAAUGCUCAAAAAAAAUUAUUAAUGAGAUUGGGAUGGAUUAUAAAGAUAUCGAUAAAUGCAUAAAAGAUUCAACUGAAGGAGGCAAAAAUGUAACAAUGGACGAUAAUAGUAUUUUAAGGCAAGAAAGGAGGAAGUGGAAGCACUCUGGAGUGCAGUUUUACCCUGCUAUUGUGAUUAAUAAUCAAACGUACAUGGGAAAUUGGGAUAGCAAAGACGUCCUUGAUGCAAUUUGUUCAGCUUUUGAAGAAACGCCUCAGAGCUGCUUUGAUAAUGGAUAUGGAAGUGAUUGGCCAGAAAAUCAGUAUAUGGUUUCUAUGACCACUUUGAUAAUGAUACUGCUUGGGUUCUUCUGCUUAUUAAUAUUUGCUUUGCUGUAUUACAGACUAAGAGCUAGGAGCCAGAUGAAACAAGAAAUGAGGAGACAAAUCAACCAAGCAGUCACGCAAUAUUUCGCACUGCAAGAUAUUAAUACCUCAUAA